This is a messenger RNA of Thyridium curvatum, 663 nucleotides long. RefSeq lists its product as uncharacterized. The record is from RefSeq and is a predicted model, not a curated record. NCBI's taxonomy places the organism in Eukaryota, Fungi, Ascomycota, Sordariomycetes, Thyridiales, Thyridiaceae. The transcript is spliced from 4 exons. The coding region runs from base 1 to 663 and encodes 220 amino acids.
AUGUCUAGCCCGCAGUUUACACUCUACUCAACCGAGAUCGGCCCAAAUGGCUGGAAGGUUGCCAUGGUUCUGUCAGAACUUGGACUGACCUACAAGACCAUCUUCCUUGAUUUCUCAAAGAAUGAGCAGAAGGGCCCAGAGUUCACCAAGCUGAAUCCCAACGGACGUAUUCCUGCUCUCAUCGACCAUGCCAACAACGACUUUGUCCUAUGGGAGUCUAACGCCAUCAUCGAGUACAUCUGCGAGAAGUAUGACAAGGAGCGCAAGCUCUCGUUCGCCGACUUUGACAACCAAAACUUCACUCGACAAUGGCUGUACUUCCAGGCUUCAGGCCAGGGUCCGUACUACGGCCAGGCUGUGUGGUUCAUGAAACACCCCAACGGCGAGCCGCCGUCGGUGGUCGAGCGUUACCAAAACGAGACGCGGCGAGUCCUCAAGGUUCUCGAGAGCGUGCUCUCCAAGCAGGAGUGGCUGGUGGGUGGUAAACUCUCCGUGGCGGAUAUCGCUUUCCUGCAAUGGAAUACGAGCGCAGACCGGAUCAUCCUGGGCCCAGAGUUCAUGGACAAGGAGACUCCUCACGUCCGCAAGUGGAUGAACGCCAUGAUUGCCCGCCCGGCGAUCAAGAAGGUAAUGGAGGAGAGAGCCAAGCUUCUAUCCGGUUGA